CGUCUCAAGCAUCCAUCCUCCGCCUUUGCGUGUCUUCUGCCUAUUGAAAAUCACCAAAAACACCCUUAAUACUACCCUUGAAGUGACAGGGCUACAACUCUGACGUCAAUCGUCAUACAGGCCAGCUUAUCGUUUCCGCAAGCACCGCUGCUCAACACCCUAUAGCAAAUCAUACCAACCCGCUUCGAACAGCCUCCAGUGUCCAAAUACAAGAUUGAUUCAAAACUUCAACAUCUGGAGACUAAGCUCUUAAUCAGAUCAGGAGCUGCUUUGUGCAGCAAGGGCGUUUCAUAACGCCAUGUCGGGCACGAUGUUGAAAGCGAUCUUCUAUGCGAGGUUUCACGAAGAGAAAGGCCCAACAGUCCUCCACCAAGUCCCCGAAGGCAGCGUAAUCCCCCUCUCGAACACGACCCAACAACCACUCUUCCACUUCCCUAGCAUAUCCAAUCACAUCAUCCCCCGCCGCGAAUUCUGCGAUCGCCCUCUGAGUCUGCUCGCCUCACACCACCGUAUCAUUGGCUUUCCAGUCUGCAUCCACAAUCCAGUUCUCUACCCGCGCUCCGAUUUCAUCUUCAAUUUCUGUCUUGUGGUGGACGAAAAGGCAGAAUGGGGUGCUUAUGCUAGCGUGGUUAGUAAGCUUGCUAGAUUGAUGAGGAAUUUGGAAGAGCAGGCUGGGUGGUUGAGUAAAGAGGAACGCAGGGAAGGGUGGGUGAAGGCUGGAGAGAGGGGGUAUGGAGGUGGCAACAGGGUAUUUGCGAUUUGUGAAAUGGUGUUGGAGGAUUUGAAUUGUUAUUGCGAGUGCAUGAUUCCGAUCGACGAUUCAAACACGUUGAACCUGAAGUUGUUCCCUACGAGGUCGCCGCCGCCUCCAAUACAGAUCUAUCACGUCCCACUGAGCACUGUCCGCUUCAGCAGUCUUCAGACAAACACCUGGGACCUGACAGUGCAACGCAUCAUACCCUUCAUCGACGGCAUAAACUCUGUCCAGAAAAUCGCCGUCCUCGCCGACACAGACCUCACACUGACCAGAAGAGCACUAGCACAUCUACUCUAUUACGGGUGUAUCCUCAUGCUAAACACUUUCCACUUCGGCGCCAUCUACGCCGCAACAGCUGAAAUCGGCGUCUUCGUCGAAGAUACAAAAAUGCAAGAUGAAUGCAGGCGCUACAUCGUAACCCCCCACUCGCCCUUUAAAAACAGCAUCAUUGGCUCCUCCUCCUCUGCCACAAACCAAAACCAACACCAAAACACCACCAACACAUCCAACCAAUCUUCCUCAUUCGCCAACCUCUCCUCCAGCUUCGCAGCCUCCAAAUACCACAAAAGCAGUAACCUCAACCCUUCCACUUCAGGCCCUACAUCCCCACAACCACCUUCAAGAGCUACAGUCCUUCACCUUUAUUCUUCUCUACGUCAAGGUUUACCUCUACGCGACUGGUGUCUCGCUCACGCAUCUUCACUCGCCUAUAUCGAUGUUCGCCGCUUCAUCACUUUCGGCAUCAUAAAGGGGUUUCUGUAUAGAAGCCAUAGAUAUGCUAUCGCGCUGCGAGCGGCGGAUACGGCUGCAGAUGCCGCAGUGGCGGAAGAAGCAUUGCGUAAUAAACGUGAAGCGGAAAAGACUUGGAGGAAGGCUGCGAUGAGUAGUGGAUGGCGCACGCCUGUUGCUUUGCAAGAUGAACCUGCACUAGAUGGAGGAUUUGGAGGUGUGGUUGUGAGAGCGAAGAAUGAAUUCGAGGUGCAAGAAGAGGAGGGUAAGGGAAAAGGAGAAGAGGGCAAGAUGCCUGGGGUGGAGGAGUUGGGCAAGGGGAGGAGUCUUGCUGAUCAGUAUUUGGCUAGGUAUUUGGAUGGGUGUCAUUGUUUGGAUGAGGUGUGUACGGAUACGGGGAUGGGACAGCAAGAGGCGGUUAGAAAGUUGAGGGGGUUGGGGGAUGUAGUGUUUGUGAAUAGGUAGAGUGAUAUUGUCGAGUCAUUGAUGGAAAUGAAGAGAGAGUAGGAAGGCGUUGGAUGUGAGCACUUUUACACGACUAAAUCGUAGGACAAUGAUUUGUAUGACUCCAGCG
Aureobasidium pullulans EXF-150 is the source of this 2060-nucleotide messenger RNA. RefSeq names its product nitrogen permease regulator 2. Gene Ontology annotation, molecular function: GTPase activator activity. The record is from RefSeq and is a predicted model, not a curated record. The transcript is spliced from 3 exons. Lineage: Eukaryota; Fungi; Ascomycota; Dothideomycetes; Dothideales; Saccotheciaceae. Gene Ontology annotation, biological process: positive regulation of autophagy; negative regulation of TORC1 signaling. Gene Ontology annotation, cellular component: vacuolar membrane; GATOR1 complex. Bases 299 to 1951 code for a protein of 550 amino acids.